AUGGGUGUUCCGAAAUUUUAUCGAUGGAUUAGCGAGCGUUACCCGUGCUUGAGUGAAGUGAUUCACGAUGAACAGAUUCCGGAAUUUGAUAAUUUAUAUUUGGAUAUGAAUGGUAUAAUACAUGGUUGUUCUCAUCCGGACGAUGAAGAUGUUUCCUUUCGAAUUUCCGAAAUGGAAAUAUUUCGUGAUAUUUUCAGUUACAUUGAUUUUCUUUUUGGCAUAAUUAAGCCGAAAAAAGUAUUUUUCAUGGCUAUCGAUGGUGUUGCACCACGUGCUAAGAUGAACCAACAAAGAGCACGACGUUUUAUGUCCGCGAAAAAUACACGAGAAGCUUUAAAUAAGGCAAGGAAAAAUGGAGUUCAAAUUCCAGAUGAAAAGCCAUUUGAUUCAAAUUGCAUUACCCCAGGUACGCAGUUUAUGGCUCGUCUCCAUGAACAAUUACAAUGUUUUGUGCAAAUGAAAAUUACUACGGAUAGUUGUUGGCAAGGAUUACGGAUAUAUCUUUCUGGCCACGAUUGUCCCGGAGAAGGUGAACAUAAAAUAAUGGAUUUUAUACGUAGUGAAAGAAGUCGUUCUGAUUACGACGCUAACACAAGACAUUGUCUUUAUGGUCUUGACGCAGAUUUGAUAAUGCUGGGAAUAUGUUCACACGAACCUCAUUUUUCUUUACUGCGGGAAGAAGUGAAAUUUGGACGGCAAAGGAAUCGUAACGGAAAGCAUAGAACAAGAGUGGAUGAAAUAACAUUUCAUUUAUUGCAUCUUUCUUUGCUUCGAGAAUACCUUUCAUGGGAAUUUCACUCACUAAAGGAAAAAUUGCCAUUUGAUUAUAAUUUGGAGUCAGUGAUUGAUGAUUGGGUCCUUAUGGGUUUUCUUGUUGGUAAUGAUUUUAUACCUCACGUCCCUCAUGUUCAUAUACAUGAGGAUUCUUUACCGCUUCUUUAUGCUACGUAUAAUGAAGUAUUACCUCAGCUGGACGGUUAUAUCAAUGAAGCGGGUGUUUUAAAUUUGAAGCGUUUCGAAAUUUUCCUAAAAAAUUUUGCAAAAAAUGAUAGGAAGAAAUUUAUCGAAGAAAUGGAUGAUGAAGCAUAUCUCAGUUCGAAAAGAAUAUCGAAUCCUUGGAGAGAUAGUACUUGUAUUUCACGUAAUGAUCAGCAAAACUGUGAUGAAGAUUUGCAGCUGUUCGAUCUUUCAGAAGUUGAAGAAGUUGAAAUUACCAAGAAUGAUUUUCAUAAAGGAGCAUUCGAUUCGGACAAUAAUGCUUCUGAUGAAUGUGAAAAAGUUGUUAGUCCAAGGAUUUUAACCGCUACUGAAGCAUUGUCUCAUGGGUAUUUUGGUCUGGACAAAGAUUCAGAUAACGACCUGCCACCUGUUCCAUUGGAUGACGAAAACUAUGAAAAUGAUUGUGAUUUAUCUUGGACUCCAGUAGUCAGCCGGGCCUUCAAAAAUCACAAGCGUGACUAUUAUAACGAUAAGAUGAACUAUGACAACAUAAGUAAAGAAGAACUACGUGAGCAAGCGGAAGGAUACAUUCGUGCAAUUCAGUGGACUUUACACUACUACUAUCAUGGAUGUUGUAGUUGGAGCUGGUUUUAUCCGCACCAUUAUGCUCCUUACAUAUCGGACGUUUCUGAUUUCGCUGAAAUGGAAAUGAAUUUUGAUUUAAAUGAGCCAUUAAAGCCAUUUGAGCAGUUAUUGGCGGUGUUACCUGCAGCUAGUGCCGACUGUUUGCCACCGCCUUAUCGUGAGCUUAUGAGUGAUCCAAGAAGUCCAAUUAUUGACUUUUAUCCGGAACAAUUCGAAACUGAUUUGAAUGGCAAGAAGAAUGAUUGGGAAGCGGUUGUUCUUAUACCAUUUAUUAAGGAAGAUCGCCUUCUACAGGCUGUGGCUAUCAAAAACCCUUUAUUAACUGAUGAGGAACGACAAAGGAACAUACACGGUUCUCAUCUGCUGUUUAGUUAUAACCCGUCAUCAACACAUAUUUUGAAAUCUACGUUUCCCGGCACUUUUCCAGAUAUUCAGGAAUGCACUGCAAAAGUAGAAAAAAUAGAAAUGAAUCAGUUUCGCAUACCACGCAAUCAAAUAGUCCACGGCCUGUUACCUGAUGUUAAGCUGGAUGUUGUAUUUCCUGGCUUUCCUACAAUGAGACACAUACCUCAUAUUGCUGAGCUUCAAUUUGCGGGCAUCAGAGUCUUUCAACAGCCAUCUAAAAAACAAUCGAUGAUUCUUAAAAUUACAAACAGACCGGAACUCGAUAAGGACAUGUUGGAAAUAGCAUUUGAUUUAGUUGGAAAAGAAGUACAUGUGAAUUGGCCUGUGCUUCAGAAGGCUUUAGUACAGGAGUUAUGGACUGCUGAUAAAAAAUACAGCAAGACUACUGACAACGAAGUUAUUUGCUACAAUCUUACGAAAGAAGAACAAAAUGUAUAUAGUAGUUAUGUCAGUAUGACUCAAAGAAAUGAGUUGGAAAGGAAAGGUAUUGAUGCUGGUGAACAAAAAGGUUUGGCUUUAGUUCGAGUAGCUCAAGGAUCGCGGAAAUGUUUCGAAGAACAAAAAGUGGUAAUUAAGCGGUCGUAUCCUGAUACCGAUAAUACAGUUCCUGUAUCACUUUCCCUUGUAAUACAGAACGUACUGGAAGAUUGGGAUUCUGUUUGUUCCUUCGAGGAUGUAUAUCCAAUUAAUGCCCAGGUUUUUAUUUCUUCCGCUGAAAGUAAAUAUUAUGGUUUUUGUGCAUUUAUCAAGGAAAAUCAUCUGGCAACAAAAGGGACACUUACUGUUUCGUGUAAAAUUCCAUCAACAGCGGAUGUGAACUUCUACGAUAUUGUAGCAAAUUAUGAUAAUUAUGCCUUGAAAUGGUACAACGUAUACGAAAUAGCAAGACUCUUGCAUACAAAUGUUGACGUUGUUAGUCGUAUCACUGGUUGUGUUUAUGUCGUACUAAAUGAAUCUGAGUCGAUUUCAUCACGAAGUGCUCCGCUGAAUAGGGUCAAUAUUGGCCUUGAAUUGAAAUUCACAAAAAGGAACCAAAUUGUACCAGAUUUCACACGCCGUUCGUCUGAGGGACAUUUUUUAUAUUCGUCAAGAGCAUUCGAUAUAAUUCGGAAUUACAAAUUGAAGUAUCCGGGAGUAUUCAGAUAUCUUGAAAAAUUGGAUAACUUUCAAGGAGAUAUUCUUAUCAAGCAGAUAUUUCCGGAAUUUAAAGAAGAAGAAUUAAAUGCAAAACUUGAUGAACUGAAAAAAUUUUUACUCACUAUUGCGCCAAAGGAUGCUCUAGAAUCAGCUGAUGGUAUUUUUGUGGACUCCGGCGUUUUGAAAGAGCUCGAAAAAAGGACAAAGAUCAUUAUGUCCAAAAACGCAUCAAAACUAAUUUGCAAGCGACUUGCAGUAAAGCCCCGUGCAAUUUUUAGGACGGAACUGUGCAAAGGAGAUAUUAUACCAGAUCCAAAAGCUGAAUUUCGCUUACUAGAUCGAGUUAUUUGUGUCAAAAAACUCCGUACAGCGCCAUUCGGUGAAUUUGGUACUGUUAUUGGUUUACUUAAUACAGCAUCGGGGAAGAAAAUCGAUGUAUUGUUUGAUAAACCGUAUUUUGGGGGCCAGAUUAUGCGAAGUGGCAGAGCAAGCGGAGCUCGAUUGCCGAUAUCUUCACUGAUUAACAUAACACAUGGGAAACGAUUUCGAAACGAAAUUCCAGUAGUUGAGCAUAUUUUAAGUCCAGUUACACCUAAUCGUGAAUCAGUGAAUUUCUCACAUAACAUCUACCCCAAUAAAGGAUAUUCAUGUGGUGGAUUUCACCAGCAAGUUCCAUGUGAAGCUUUUGGAACUGUCCCCAGAAAUAGAAUAUCCUUACUAGAAACUCAAUUAUGCGAAACAUCUGCUGCAAGAAAUGAGUGGAAACCAAACAACCCUCAAGCGUCAAAUCCAAAUGGUUCACUAUGCGGUGGUGAUUCUGGAUUUGAGAUUGAACAACAAUCUUCAACUAUUAUUAUGCAUAGUGCCGAGGCAACAGAAGGCAAGGAUAGAGCAGUGUUGAGUAGGAAAUGGAAACCAAAAGCUCGACCUCCACGUACAUUUAUGAGUAAUUCAUUGGCUUCCGAACCUCAGGAUUCAGAAGGAGAGAGAAAAGCAUUUGGAUGUAAACCGAGCACAAAUAUAGUUCGACAUUCAGGAAAAAUGAGAGAUGGAACGAACUUUAGAAAAUUAAGAGAUGGCAACAAAGUAGCAAAAAGCGACAGUAUUAGCGAAAUUUCUUCGUGCAGUGGUUUUAGCCCACAUCAGGAAUAUUUUUCCCCAUGUGGAUUGCAGUCUAGAGGACAAAGCUCAGCUUUUAACAGUUCUGCACUCAACAGGUUAUUCCAAAAUCACGACAAAACUUGGAAGUCGCCGAAGCAAUCGGAAUUCAAUAUUAACAGAAGUGCAGGUUACGGAGAGGCUGGACUGAGUGAUACCCGCAAUGUCAUUUUUAAACAACUUGGUUUUGAUAAAAAUGUCGGCAGUCAGCGUACUGGAGAUAUGGCAGUUCGUGAUGGUGGUGGAGAAAUGAAAAAUCCCAAACCGCGUCAUGGAUAUGCGCGAACGUGGUUUGAAUGUCAGUCUACGAAAUCCAAGGAUUAUCUUCCAUGUUCCUUUGAAGGAAGUUGUAAAAAGCAAUCUAGUUCUAAAUCCACUGGGAUUCAGAAACGAAUGUUAUUGGAGAAAAAAACCGACAUGACUGCAUCUUCUGUGCCAAUCACUUUACUUAAGAAAGACAUUUCGCGGGAUGCGAAAGAUAUAAUGUCAGCUGCUACCGAAAAAAUGAAAUCGGGGAAUGAAAGGCAAAAAACGAUGAAAUUCCGGAAAAGUGGUACUAUUGACGAGCUAAUGGAACAGCUCAGUAAACAACGAUUAAAUACGUCAGGAGAAUCAGGAGAAUCAAGUAAUAUGGAUGGACUGCUUGCAGCACGUUCGUCACCCAAAUCGAUCUCAAAGGGAAAAGUUCCAUCACGAAGAUCUGAACAGAUGAAUUAUGUACAAAAACACGAUACUCCUAUUAUUUCUCCCAUGGUUAUUGCAAAGUCAGCUACGCGAGAUGAUAUGAAGGAAGCAACUAAACUUGAAAACUGUGCCGAACUGAAUUCGUGUGAUAAGAAUUAUUCUGUUGUAAGUGCACCGAAUUGUGCGUCGAAUUCUACAUUACCUUCGGAUAUUUCUAGAACGAACAGAAGAAGACCUCGAAAAUCUCGUGUAGUUGCAAAUUUGGGAUAUGAUGGUAGGGAAUUACGAGGAGAAUAA
This is a messenger RNA of Cercopithifilaria johnstoni, 5265 nucleotides long. The record is from the annotation of a GenBank genome assembly. NCBI's taxonomy places the organism in Eukaryota, Metazoa, Nematoda, Chromadorea, Rhabditida, Onchocercidae.